Messenger RNA from Suillus plorans, 681 nucleotides. RefSeq lists its product as uncharacterized. The record is from RefSeq and is a predicted model, not a curated record. Bases 99 to 509 code for a protein of 136 amino acids. NCBI's taxonomy places the organism in Eukaryota, Fungi, Basidiomycota, Agaricomycetes, Boletales, Suillaceae. The transcript has 2 exons.
UGAUUGAUGGUACAAUAACUAGUUCACCAAUCAGUACUCUUGUUUUAGACAAAUUUUAGUACUGCUCGAGCAAUGUGGAUGUUUGAAUUUAUCUGGAAAUGAUCGGCUGUGCUCAAUCUUGCUUGUGGUCCACUAAGCUUGGGUUUGAAGGGUUAUCGGAAGUUGUCAUCGAGUCCGCCAUGUUAUACUCUGUUUUCUGCGUGAUUCUUAUAGUUUCCACUGCGUCGAAUUCUGACGGCGUCUCGAAUCUAUUCAACUUAUCCAUUACCAGUGUUCAGGGCAUUUCUCAACUGCUCAUUAUCAUCUGCGUAGCACGGGGGCGGGCAAUCACACGCGAGUGGUCGACCCGCGUUACUGCAACAUCUGCAGCGCCUACGUCUAUAGUAUUUUUGUCAGAUAUAACAGAUGGAGUCGACAUGGAGCGAAUGGACACUCCAGAGCAGGAUGGCGUACCAUUGUAUUCUGUUCAGUCGGCGAAGGCAGCCAAAGCUGAAGUGUGUAUGACAUGACCUUGACCUGGUGUAACGCUAGUUUAUUUAUGUAUUGUACUUCAUUUACACUUGCUACUAGAGCUUUCGAAAGCCUUUGCCAUUACGGUGGGGAUCACCUAUCAUUAUGCACAAUUUCAUGGACAAUUGACUCAUCGUCAGCUCAGAAGCAGAAUUUCAAAUUACCCAUCUU